Prorocentrum cordatum is the source of this 1266-nucleotide messenger RNA. Lineage: Eukaryota; Dinophyceae; Prorocentrales; Prorocentraceae. The record is from the annotation of a GenBank genome assembly.
AUGCUGGAGGACGAUCGGGAACAAGCCCUGGAGCGCUGUGAGCCGAACGAGUACCCGAACGUGCCCAGGUGGGAGGAAUUAAACCUCUUUGUGAAGCCUUCCGGCCUGAAGCCCCCAAGGGACAAGGUUGCUCCGCUGGAUUUUUGCAAAUGGUGCGAUGCGGAUCCAGCUUUCGUGAAAGACUUCCCGUACGCUUACAAGCACGGCUUAGCGAUUGCGGUCAUGAUACAUAGUGCUAACGACAGCGUUGUUGACAGCUUCGUGCGAUUUCACUGGCUCACGGGAUGGAAUCAUAUCUUUAUGUACUUCACUGACCCGAAGGAUCAAUGUAUCGGCCAUGCGAAGGCAUUGGAGAAAUUCGCCUCUGCCGAGGAGCAGAAGGGCAUCGGCCUUUCUGUGAUCAAAAUGGACGACGAAUGGUGGGAUCAGGUUCGGAGCAAGAGUCGUUAUUACCAGCGUCGCGAAGAGGAUCAAGUCUACGAGGACGUCUGCAAGCAUGCAGAUGGCCAUGGCGAUGUAGAGAGUCGGAGGCUGAUUGUUGCAGACAUGGCAAUACAGGAGGCUCACAAAAUGGAAAUGGAUUGGUUCGUCAGCCUUGACAUCGAGGAGUGCGUGUAUGUGCCGAAGGCAUUGGGCAACAGCGCCAGGUGUUAUUUCGGAUCUAAGGGGCACACCGUAGAACUAGUGAGACUAUGGAACCAUGAGGCAGUGCCAGAGCGACAAGAUCUGCACGAUUGGUUUCGCGAUUCUACGCUAUUCCAGGUGAGUCGGUUCCAUUGCCAAGGAUUCAAACCACCGCGUGAAUAUGAUGAAAUCUUGCGGCGGCGCGAGGGAGGAGAAGUCGAGCCUACCACUUUGACUUCGGAGACCAGGUGGCGGCAUGAUGUCAUGGUCAAAAUAUGUGAGUGCCGGCAGUCUGUGACAGAGCAUUUGAAUUUAGAAUUGCCAGCGUUGUUCGCCAACGGUGAGCAGACAUUGGAGUUUCCAGGGCAGGCAGCGUACGCUUCUGAUGCAGAAGGCCACGAGAAACAGAGGCCCAAGGAGACGUUAUACGGCUUUCAAGCGUACACGCACGGCAAGUGCGCCGUCCGCAUAAUGAGCACGCAUUUCCCACCUCCUGUACCUUGGCCGGGACACACGUUCCUCAAAGACAACGGCAGUUUGAUAAGGGAGACUUUCCAGGCCAACGGAGACGGAGCUGCGGUCAUCCUGCACUAUCCUAAUCCAUCUGCGCUGCCAAUUGGAGGCGAAAGUACGACAGGUUAG